AAUAAUAAUAAUAAUAAUAAUAACAAUAAUAAUAAUAAUAAUAAUAAUAAUAAUAAUAAUAAUAAUAAUAAUAAUAAUAAUAAUAAUAAUAAUAAUAAUAAUAAUGGUAUUAAUAAUUAUAAUAGUAAUAGUAAUAAUAAUAAUAAUAAUAAUAAUAAUAAUAAUAAUAAUAAUAAUAAUAAUAAUAAUAAUAAUAAUAAUAAUAAUAAUAAUAACAAUAAUAAUAAUAAUAAUAAUAAUAAUAAUAAUAAUAAUAAUAAUAAUAAUAAUAAUAAUAAUAAUAAUAAUAAUAGUAAUAAUAAUUAUAAUAGUAAUAGUAAUAAUAAUAAUAAUAAUAAUAAUAAUAAUAAUAAUAAUAAUAAUAAUAAUAAUAAUAAUAAUAAUAAUAAUAAUAAUAAUAAUAAUAAUAAUAAUAAUAACAAUAAUAAUAAUAAUAAUAAUAAUAAUAAAAUAAAUAACAAUCAUAAUAAUAAUUAUUAUUAUAAUAAUAUAAAUAACAAUAACAACAAUAACAAUAACAAUAACAAUAACAAUAAUAAUAAUAAUAAUAAUAAUAAUAAUAAUAAUAAUAAUAAUAAUAAUAAUAAUAAUAAUAAUAAUAACAAUAAUAAUAAUAAUAAUAAUAAUAAUAAUAAUAAUAAUAAUAAUAAUAAUAAUAAUAGUAAUAAUAAUUAUAAUAGUAAUAGUAAUAAUAAUAAUAAUAAUAAUAAUAAUAAUAAUAAUAAUAAUAAUAAUAAUAAUAAUAAUAAUAAUAAUAAUAAUAAUAAU
Molecule: messenger RNA, 768 nt
Organism: Amaranthus tricolor (Joseph's coat)
Lineage: Eukaryota; Viridiplantae; Streptophyta; Magnoliopsida; Caryophyllales; Amaranthaceae
Exons: 2
Source: RefSeq, a predicted model, not a curated record